UCACUUACAGCAAGGAAGACAACUCUGUAACACAUUACGUACUUUACAAGUAACUGUCAAACCCUUUGGAAAUAUCCACCAGCGAGCUGCAAAAUAUCUCAUCAUGUGCAGAGGACUUGAAUCACUGCCUACCACCUGCCUGGAGAGGUGAGAUCCAUUUUUCUUGUCUUGGAGGAAAAUGUAUUAUUCCUGUACUUCUAGGCUAUGACAGCUGGAUUUAAAUGUUCAUACUAAGUCCUGUUGUAACAAUCCUUCUUUAUCUUUGCAGGGCAAAGGAGCUGAAAGCUUUGUUUGCAAGUUUACUCCAAAAGUCAGAUCACAGCAUCACUAGCCAGUCAAAGAAAAAUGACAAACUGAGGUUAAACGCGGACGAGCCUUUAAAAUGGAAGGAGUCGUUUGACGACUUGUUGUCCAGUCAAAAUGGACUUUGCCUGUUCAGAGCGUUCCUGCACUCACAGUUCAGUGAGGAAAACAUCGCAUUCUACUUGGCUUGUGAGGACUACCGGGAAACAAAACCUUCAAAACUGGCCGCCAAAGCCAAGCAAAUUUACGACGAGUUCAUCGGCUCUGAUGCAUCACGAGAGGUAAAUCUUGACCAUGUGACCAAAGCCAUCACAAAGGAGAACAUGGAGCAUCCCAACCUGUCCUGUUUCAAUCUGGCCCAAGCCAAAAUCUACACCCUGAUGGAGAAAGACUGCUACCCUCGCUUUUUAAAGUCCCCCACAUUCCUGGAGCUCAGCAGAAAGGUCAAGACAGGCUAACAAACUGUACUUAAAAAAAACUCUCCUGCAAGCAGCAGACAGAAAGGGACAUAAGCGUACUGACGCACAGCAGAGUCUGGAAAAGUUCACACGGAACAAAUACCUCAGUCCACGGAGAUUCACGCCCGGUUGUGGUGUUAUUUUGGGGACCGGAGGUUGCAUACAGAUCUGCGUCCAAGCUGGAAGCUGAAGGACACGUGAAGCUUUGAGGACAAGACUGACUCAGACUGUGCUGCAGACGAUGUCUGCCUCUGAAAGAGACACCUGUACUGUACCAGACAGGGCUGCAUGAAUUAUAAAAUGCAGAUAGACAGAAAUUAGUUGCUUUCAUACGACAAAUCUACCGCUGGCUCAAUGGCAUUAGUGUUUAUUUAUUUAUUAUUUAUAUAUUUAUUUAUUAUUAUGUGGUGAAAACUGAUCAGAAUUUCUUUUUUUUUUUUUUAUCUGAAGUACUGUAUGUAAUAAUGAAUAAAAUAUGACCAAUUUCCAGAGACAAGAGAGUACCGUUUUGUACCAUGGAAAACUCCCUACACAUACAGAGAGGGGUAUGUGGUUAGUGUGGUCAG
Molecule: messenger RNA, 1327 nt
Organism: Anarrhichthys ocellatus (wolf-eel)
Lineage: Eukaryota; Metazoa; Chordata; Actinopteri; Perciformes; Anarhichadidae
Gene: rgs5b
Product: regulator of G protein signaling 5b
Exons: 4
Coding region: 222-761 (179 amino acids)
Source: RefSeq, a predicted model, not a curated record